Molecule: messenger RNA, 2580 nt
Organism: Chelmon rostratus (copperband butterflyfish)
Lineage: Eukaryota; Metazoa; Chordata; Actinopteri; Chaetodontiformes; Chaetodontidae
Gene: tomm70
Product: translocase of outer mitochondrial membrane 70 homolog A (S. cerevisiae)
Exons: 12
Coding region: 72-1808 (578 amino acids)
Molecular function (GO): protein binding
Source: RefSeq, a predicted model, not a curated record
AGUAGCGGCUAUCGCUCACGCUGUUUGCUGGUGGUGCUGCUGGCUGGCUAACUAUUGCUCGGUCGUACAUCAUGGCUGCUUCAAAGCCAGUCGAGCCACAGUCCGGUACUGGACUACCCCGGUGGCAGCUGGCACUGUUAGUCGGGACUCCCAUAGUGCUUGGAGUGGGGGCGGUUUACCUCUGGAAUCGCAGCAGGACGAAGGAAAGGAAAGGGACCGGGGAGCGGAAAACACCAGAAGGUAGCGCCAGUCCCGUGCAGGGCCAAGACGGCGCAGCACGAGCCAGCCGGGAGCAGGAGAACAUGAGCCCAUUGGAUCGGGCCCAGGCAGCAAAGAACAAGGGCAACAAGUACUUUAAGGCUGGCAAAUAUGAGAACGCCAUCCAGUGCUACACAGAGGCCAUUGGUCUGUGCCCCACAGAGCAGAAGACUGAUUUAUCAACGUUUUACCAGAACAGAGCAGCAGCCUACGAGCAGCAGAUGAAAUGGACAGAAGUGGUGCAGGACUGCUGUCAGGCUGUGGAACUGAAUCCACGUUAUGUCAAGGCUCUGUUCAGGAGGGCUAAAGCUCUGGAAAAACUAGACAACAAGAAGGAGUGCCUAGAGGACGUCACAGCGGUAUGUAUUCUUGAGGCCUUCCAGAACCAACAGAGCAUGUUGCUAGCAGACAAGGUACUGAAACAGCUGGGAAAAGAGAAGGCCAAAGAGAAAUACAAGAACCGUGAACCGAUGAUGCCCUCUCCUCAGUUCAUCAAAUCCUACUUUAGCUCGUUCACCGAUGACAUCAUCUCACAGCCCCUGCAGAAGGGGGAGAAGAAAGACGAAGACAAGGACAAGGAGGGCGAGGCAGCUGAGGUCACUGCGAGCUCUGGCUACCUGAAGGCAAAGCAGUACAUGGAGGAGGAGAACUAUGACAAAAUCAUCAGUGAAUGCACCAAGGAGAUCGAGUCAGGUGGUCGAUACACUGCCGAGGCCCUCCUGCUGCGUGCCACAUUCUACCUGCUGAUUGGUAACGCUACUGCUGCUCAGCCUGAUUUGGACCGGGUAAUCAACAUGCAGGACGCCAACGUGAAGCUACGAGCCAAUGCUUUAAUCAAGCGUGGAAGCAUGUACAUGCAGCAGCAGCAGCCAAUGCUCUCUACACAAGACUUCAACAUGGCAGCCGAGAUUGACACACGCAACCCUGAUGUGUAUCACCACAGGGGUCAGCUGAAAAUCCUGCUGGACCAGGUGGACGAGGCCGUGGGAGACUUUGACGAGUGCAUCCUGCUCAGGCCCGACUCUGCUCUUGCCCAGGCACAGAAAUGCUUUGCUCUUUACAGACAAGCAUAUACUGGAAACAACCCCUCACAAGUACAGACAGCCAUGGACGGCUUUGAGGACGUUAUCAGAAGGUUCCCCAAGUGUGCAGAGGGCUACGCUCUUUAUGCUCAGGCUUUGACUGAUCAGCAGCAGUUUGGAAAAGCGGACGAGAUGUAUGACAAGUGUAUUGAACUGGAACCAGAUAAUGCUACCACAUAUGUCCACAAGGGUUUGUUACAGCUUCAGUGGAAACAAGACCUUGACUUGGGUCUGGAGCUCAUCAGUAAGGCCAUUGAAAUUGACAACAAAUGUGACUUUGCCUAUGAAACCAUGGGAACUAUUGAAGUUCAAAGGGGCAAUCUGGACAAGGCAAUAGAAAUGUUCAACAAGGCAAUUAACCUGGCCAAGUCAGAGAUGGAGAUGGCCCAUUUGUACUCGUUAUGUGAUGCAGCAUACGCCCAGACUGAAGUAGCAAGGAAGUAUGGGCUGAAACCCCCGACACUGUAACUUGCCCACCAACUGAUCGCCAAUCUCUUCAUUGCUCAACCUAACUGUGUUAAAAGUGCAACUGUCUGAGCUACUUUGAUUUGUAAAAAAUGAGUACUGGAUUAUAAGAAAAAAAAAAGUAAAGCCCUGAAUAUAGAUUGUGUUUACAUCACAUUAAAGGGGGUUGUUGUCACGAAAAGACAGAUUUCUAUUCACAAUCAAGCCGAGGUUUUCGUGUCAGGGUGGGAAGUUGGGUGGGGGGCCACUUAAUUCAACCAGAACGUCAUUGUCCAACCUUUUUAUUGGUCUGAAUAAAGAGAAAGAUCGUAUCAUCUAGAGAGAAAAACAUACAUGAAUGGCCAUGUAUACCUAUCUAAAUGAAUAGUAGCAAUGUAAAAUGUAAGAGAAUUGAACUACGCGCAGUCUUUUGAACCAGUUGCUGACUUUAAGGCUUUUGUGACACCUCAAUCUACAGAAAAUACUGUGAGAGCUUUAUAUAGUUCUGAUGGACUGUUCACCUGUUAAUUUAUGCCGAUCUAAAGUGGUUUUGUCCAGCUCCUUUCAUAUUGUAACAUACAUAAUCAGUUCCGAAUGCAAGAUUGAAACUGUAGUCAAAUGUGUAAUGUCUGUGUUUGUAAUGCUGGAAUUGAUCUCAUGGACUUGGGCUAACGGAGAGGUUUAGCAUCCUGAAGUGUUUUUUUUUAAUUAUGGGAUUGCCUGUUUUUUUUUUAUAUAUAUAUAAACAUACUUUGUGCAGCAUGUUCACUUUAUAAAUAAAUGUAAAUGCAAUGCU